Messenger RNA from Haliotis rubra (blacklip abalone), 2264 nucleotides. RefSeq lists its product as uncharacterized. The record is from RefSeq and is a predicted model, not a curated record. The coding region runs from base 170 to 2038 and encodes 622 amino acids. NCBI's taxonomy places the organism in Eukaryota, Metazoa, Mollusca, Gastropoda, Lepetellida, Haliotidae. The transcript is spliced from 4 exons.
UCGAAAAUGAAACAGACCAACCAUCUGGUCCUAAAGAAUGCAAUGGAAAUUCCUUUCUCGGAUAACAUACGAUAAGAAGAUCAUUAUGUAUAAAAGUGGCCACAGAGCUAAUGAAAACUGACCGAACCUUGGAGCAGGUGGUAUGUUGAUGCCAAGGUGGACUUGAAUCAUGCUUAUUAAAAUGAAAUGGACACUGGUCUACUUCACUUUGAGCCUGGCAGUCGUCGGUGUGUACAGUGACACGACGGUGACGAUCCACCCUCAGUGGCUGGCACAGGGAGGUAGUGCUCGCUACGACAGCAAUAGGUGGAACAAGCACAAUAGCCUGGAUCAAGAAGACAUCAUUCCCAAAUGUCGGAACCUUCGGACUGACGCUGGGCGCUGGAAUAACAAUGGCCUUUCGUAUCAGCUCUUCGCAGAUUGGCCUGAGGACCCAAAUCGUAGAGGCUACCCAGAUCCCAACUACUUGAAGAAUGCCACCAAACAGAAGGAAGUGUUUUCCUUAUACCUUGAUAAUAUUAACAGUGGUUAUGAGAACGACGUGAUCAUGAUGUCAGAAGGUCUGGGUAUUUACCCGAGUUGGCUGAACCAGUCUGAGCAUGCAGGUCAGUUCCCAAACAACGUUGAUGCUGCUGCAGAGUUCAUGAUGUUGAUGGUGCAAGGAGUUUACGACUUCACCAACGGACGGAUCCCACCCUACAUUGAACCUAUGAAUGAACCAGACCCCAAAUCAAGCAUCUUGAAUUUCACAACUGUUGCCCUAUUCCACAAAUUAGUUGCGGAGAAGCUCCAUUCAAGAUUUAACAUGAAGGUUGCUGGUCCUACACUCGACGGUUUCGCCAGAAGUUCAGAUCAAAACAACUUUACCAACUGGAAAGCAAUUUCAAAUUUCAUGGACGUCACUCGAGGCUAUUUGGACGUGUUUUCCUUUCAUUCGUACAACUCACUUAUUGUUUCUGGAAAAUCUCACAAGUUUACAGGCAUGAACGAAGCGCGAUUAGUAGCAUUUGUCGACUUGGUUGAAAGUUAUGCCUAUCUGAAAACAGGGAAGCUUUUACCGCUUGUAAUCAGUGAAUAUGGUCGCGACAUGGUGGAAGGAAUGAACAGAACUACUCUAUCACCAAUAGUGGAUUUUGCAACAAUUUACCAUUCUAAUGCCCACCGAUUCACUCAGCUUGGUCUCCGGGAGUACAUUGACAGGGCAGUGGUAUUUCUUUUAGCCCAAGUAGGAAAUCUAUAUAACAACUGGUCACUGUUCACUCGCGAAGGACAACCCAGAAGUAUCAUCGACGUAUACGAGUUUUGGUACAAAUUCAACUCAGACUAUUCCUUUAUCAGAACUACCAGCCAGUAUGAUGGAGAAGAACGAAUCGUUUCACCGUUAGCAAUGUCAAGUCCGCUGAAUAAUGAAACAGUCAUUCUUUUGCACAGCUAUUCUCAAAAAUCACAGGCUGUCAAGGUCGACUUUGAAGACGGCUGGAUCAAACCAACCACGGGAGAAGCUACCUGUGUCACCAUAAAGGACAACUGGUACCCAGUCAUCACCUUCAAUAACACAGUUGACAUCCAGAAGACAAAAGGAAUUAUUGAGCUUCCUCCUGAAGCAUCAUGUCACUUUACAUUCAAGACCCCCUCAGAUCAACUACCAAGAGUCACAUUCAAUGAAACAACAUUCUACGGAUCUGAUAUACUUAUUCCAGUCAAGGGCAAUGUUGCCAUGACAGAAAUAUAUCUACCAAGAGCACAAUAUCACAGCGCUAGACUGAGAGUUGCAGCCAGUUGGCCGGACAAUGAAACAAACAGUAUAUCAUAUCUUACCUUUAACGACCACCGCCUUGACUCUUUCUAUCAGCUGUAUGAUGCCAAUAUGAUUAAAAGCACAACCUACUGGGAGGUUUGGGAGUUCGUAGUCCCUACCUCCCUGUUUGACACUGGGGCUAACCAGGUACAGGUUCACUUCUCAAACAGCAUGACAGCAGGACAUGUUUCGUCAGUUGCUCUUGUUACUGCUCAACUCAUUCCUUCUGAUUUGAAGUGACGGUAAUGACAAACCCGUCAAAUUGGACAUCAGGAAACAAAUUCCAUAAAUAAAUCAUUGUUGUUACUUAAGACCAAAUGUUUGUGCUUGAAGUGUUGUCCUCAUCCUGAAUACUAUAAUAUUAAUCACCAUUAGGUUAAUAUGGUCUGCGUUGACAACAACGUUAAUUGGCGAGCAAAAUAAACUGGUGAGCUAUUUGAUGACAUGAUAUAAAAGCUUAGAAGCA